Molecule: messenger RNA, 1351 nt
Organism: Triticum dicoccoides
Lineage: Eukaryota; Viridiplantae; Streptophyta; Magnoliopsida; Poales; Poaceae
Product: shikimate kinase 3, chloroplastic-like
Exons: 10
Coding region: 195-1061 (288 amino acids)
Cellular component (GO): chloroplast; cytosol
Molecular function (GO): shikimate kinase activity
Source: RefSeq, a predicted model, not a curated record
CGACAAACCACCGAUCUCUUCUGUCUCUUCUUCCCUCCGCCGCGGCGCCGCCCGCCACGCCACCCGCGUAUCCAUCCACCACCGUUCCCGCGAUGGCCGCCGGCAUACUCAACACCCAGCCCCGCCUCUGCUAAUCACGGAUGAUUUUCUGUUAACUUCCUGCCACUCGCCUCGUCUGGCCGGAGGGAGAGGAGAUGGACGCCGGCGUGGGUCUCCGGCCGAGGCCCCGUGCAGCAUGGGCCGGACGACGGAAGCCACAGGGAUUCCCUCCGGCGACAGUGCCGGCGGCGAGGCUUGAUCAGAAUCCGGCGCGGCGGCCGCUGGUCCUGCGCCCCGAUGCCAUCCGUGGCGCCAGCCUCAAGGGCCUGUGCUGCCACAAAUCGGCAGGUACUGAGAAAGUCCACUAUUCUGCUGAUGAUGCUCUCCUACUAAAGCAAAAAGCAGAGGACGUGCUCCCUUACCUGAAUGACCGAUGUGUUUAUCUAGUUGGAAUGAUGGGUUCCGGCAAAACUACAGUUGGGAAGAUAAUAGCUGAAGUACUAGGCUAUUCAUUCUUUGACAGUGAUAAGCUGGUUGAGCAGUCUGUUGGCAUACCGUCGGUCGCUGAGAUUUUUCAGGUCCACAGUGAAGCAUUCUUCAGAGAUAACGAGAGUGAGGUACUAAGGGAUUUGUCGUCAAUGCACCGAUUAAUUGUUGCAACAGGAGGUGGUGCGGUGAUACGACCAAUCAAUUGGAGUUAUAUGAAGAAAGGACUCACUAUUUGGUUAGAUGUUCCAUUGGAUGCCCUUGCAAGAAGGAUUGCUGCGGUGGGUACUGCAUCACGACCCCUCCUGCAUCAGGAAUCUGGUGAUCCUUAUGCAAAGGCCUAUGCCAAACUUACAGCACUUUUUGAACAAAGAAUGGACUCAUAUGCUAAUGCUGAUGCUCGAGUUUCCCUUGAGAAUAUUGCAUUCAAACAAGGACAUAAUGAUGUGAAUGUACUUACACCAAGUGCCAUCGCUAUUGAGGCAUUGCUAAAGAUGGAGAGCUUUCUUACUGAGAAGGCCAUGGUCAGAAACUGACCAAAUCUCGGUGGUUACAAAGAAAGAUGACAACCAAUGGUUCUUGGUUGCCGUGAUGUACAUACCUUUGCAUAAGACAUUCUUCUGAUAUAGCCAGAGCUAUGACAGAGGAUAACUUGGGUUUUUACUUGAGUGAACUAUAUGUGAAUAGCUCUAAAUUAAGACAAUGUUUGUCUUGUCUUUAUCUUGCUGCGAUUUGAUAUAUGGGAUUUGGGAGUAAAUAGCUAUAUCAAUCCCUUGUACAUUUUGAAACAACCAGAAUUUACAUCAAUAUAUUACUUUGAGGCAAA